Culicoides brevitarsis is the source of this 954-nucleotide messenger RNA. Its product is annotated as lipase member H-like. NCBI's taxonomy places the organism in Eukaryota, Metazoa, Arthropoda, Insecta, Diptera, Ceratopogonidae. Gene Ontology annotation, biological process: lipid catabolic process. The record is from RefSeq and is a predicted model, not a curated record. Gene Ontology annotation, molecular function: lipase activity. The coding region runs from base 1 to 894 and encodes 297 amino acids. The transcript is spliced from 3 exons.
AUGAAAGCUCAAGAAGAAUAUGACGCGAAAGAGACUACCAGAUAUCUACUUCGUAACCCGAAAAACGGUUGGGACUCUGAAGAAUUGGAUUUUUGUGAUUCUCGAGGUUUAUUGAAAUCAAAUUUUACUCCGGGAGAUCCAGUAAGAAUCAUAAUUCACGGAUUUCGUUCAAGUCCAAGUAGCGCGGUGAGCAAUUACGGCGAAAUCGGAUAUCGAAUUUUGGGAAAUUUCAACGUAAUUGUCAUUGAUUGGUAUCACGGAGCUAAAACUCUUAAUUACAUCUUGGCUAUCGAGAGAAUUUUCCAAAUCGGCUCACUAAUUGCUGAAUUUAUCGAAUGUCUCUUGGAAACAUUCAAAGGCAAAAUGCAAUUAUCCGACGUUUAUCUCAUCGGACACAGUCUGGGAGCGCACAUGGCAGGAAUUGUCGGAAAAAAUAUCAAAAGUGGCAAAAUUCCCGUAAUUUUUGGCAUUGAUCCCGCAGGUCCGUUAUUCUCGUUAGACGAUCCGGAUGGCAGACUGAACGAAAAUGACGCGGAAUAUGUCGAAGUAAUUCACACGGAUGUCCUUCAGGGAUUCCGUGAACCAUUGGGCACCGCUGAUUUUUACGCAAAUUAUGGAGCCUUUCAACCAGGAUGCCUUCUUUAUGACUUGGGUUGUCAUCAUAGACGAUCGAUUUUCUUGUGGGCUGAAUCGCUGACGAGUGCAAAGGGCUUUUGGGCUGAUCCGUGUGAGAGUUACGAGGAUAUUCAAAGGAGGAAAUGCACGAAAAGGAAAGGAAAGCGAAGGAUUAAAAUGGGAGGAGAACCCGGAAAUAGGGGAAAAGCUCGGGGAGUUUAUUAUUUUCAAACUAGCGACACAAUGCCGUUCGCUCUUGGGAACGUAAAGUUUAAAUGAAAUUUGUAAACAAAUCAAACAAAACAAAAUUUGGCCUCAAUUUUUAGAAUAUUCUUAUCU